Gregarina niphandrodes is the source of this 197-nucleotide messenger RNA. RefSeq lists its product as hypothetical. The record is from RefSeq and is a predicted model, not a curated record. NCBI's taxonomy places the organism in Eukaryota, Apicomplexa, Conoidasida, Eugregarinorida, Gregarinidae. The annotation marks the transcript as partial. The transcript has a single exon.
AUGGAGGCGGACACAACAGGCGACGCUCGAACGGUGGCCCCGACACGGCUGAGGACGGCGCUCAGCUUCCUCGCGGGUCCGCUGCGUUCUGAUGGGCUUAUCGGCGCGCUCUUCUCGAGCGAACCCACCGUGCCCGGCGACGACCCCACGCUCCAACAACUCCUCAUGCUUGCUGCCAUUUUCUGCGGACCCGUCAU